UAAUAGCAAUAGUAGAACUUUGACAAUGUUUUCUCCAUUAUAAAGGCACUUUUAGAAUUCUGUUUACAAAGUCCAUUGUGUAAAGGUAUCUGUUGGUAAAUUGACAAGAAGUGACCCUAGAGGUCAGAGUUCAACACGGCAGUAGAGGACAACAUGUCUUGGUUAUAAAUUAACCGUCUAAGCAAGCCUAUGCGUGAGGCCUAUGUUUAAUAGGCGUUGUGCACUAUGCAUGUUGGGGUUACCUAUGACGAUAGUUCACCUUUAUCCGUGGGGUGACCUACAUUUAUUGUUUUUCAAAACAGCACUAAGAGAUCUAACUUUUCCCAUGGUUACAGGACACUUUGAUCGGAGAUCUAAUGUUUGCUCAUGUCUCCCAUGGUUACAGGACACUUUCAUCGGAGAUCUAAUGUUUGCUAAUAUGGUUACAGGACACUUUCAUGGGAGAUCUAAUGUUUGCUAACUUUCUCCAUGGUUACAGGACACUUUCAUCGGAGAUCUAAUGUUUGCUAACUUUCUCCAUGGUUACAGGACACUUUCAUCGGAGAUCUAAUGUUUGCUAACUUUCUCCAUGGUUACAGGACACUUUCAUCGGAGAUCUAAUGUUUGCUAACGUCUCCCAUGGUUACAGGACACUUUCAUCGGAGAUCUAAUGUUUGCUAAUGUUUCCCAUGGUUACAGUAGCUUGUUGGGCAAAUGUAUAUUAAAGUGUCACGUACAAGUAGUUAAAACUGUAUGAAAAAUAAAACUUUCCUUUUUAACCGUUUUAAGUGCUUCUUCUACUAGGAAGACGCGCUAGCAAUAAUACCUUCAACGGUAUUAGUUUUUGAAAACCGGAAUUUUCUUAAAAUGUACAUGCAAAACAAAUAUUUCAAAGCAACUUUUAUUAGGACCUUUAAAAGUACCUCAUUGACUAAUCAGUCAAAAUACGAACGAAUCCUUUAAAUGAUAUGAUUUUUUUUGUUAAUGAUAUCAUCAUCUCUUUUGAUAUCCAUCAGUCCAGGAACGCAUAUAGCUCUGUCGGUAAAAGUACAAGCGAUGGACCAGCAACAACAAGGCCCGGCUAAACCGGAAAAUUUCCGUGUCCGUCCGAUGACUUCUCUAUCAGAAUUUUCGCUGUUGUUCGAGUGGGCAGUAGCUGAGGGGUGGCGCCCAGGUGUCUACGAUGCAGAAACCUACUAUAAUCAGGACCCAACCGGUUACUACUUGGCGGAACUGGACGGCGUUCCGAUCGGAGCGAUUGGUACCAUAAAAUUCGGGGAAGAUCUUGCUUCCAUCACCCAGUACAUAGUCAAACCGCCCUUCCGGGGAAAGGGGUAUGGCUACAGGAUGUGGCAAGAAGUUUUGAAGAAGAUCGGGGACAGAAACCUGGUUCUGGAGAGCGUUGCCGCUCAGCGAAGUAACUACGAGAAAUCCGGUUUCAAGAGUUCGUGGCAAACAAUCCGGUUCCGCGGAGUUGGUCGUACCGAUGACCAUGUCAUCAGCAAUGCAGGAGAUCGCGUAACGCUGACUUCAGUUGACAAAGUGAACUUUGACGACCUCUGUGCCUUUGACCAAAAAGUUUCUGGUGUGUCACGGCCAGUCUUUCUGAAGAGCUGGAUCAACCAACCUGGUUCCAUCGGCCUUGUUGCCGUCGAGAGUAUCGAUGGCACUGGUCAGAAGAGAGAAUACAGGAUCGUCGGCUACGGGUGCAGUCGGCUUUGUUAUGAAGAGUACCAGAGCACCACCUUCUCCCGAAAAAUCGCCCCCAUCUACGCGGAGACCUCUGCAGUUGGUUCACAGCUAUGCAAUGCUCUAGUCGCGACCGUUCCACCAGGAGUUCCCUACUAUAUUGAUGCCAUCGAUGCAAAUGAAGGUGCUAUGCAGAUAGUGAUUGGCUUUGGCGUAGAAAAUGUUGAGCAGGUAACACAUAUGUUCACGAAAUGGAACAGAGUUCAGCAAAACAUGGUGUAUGGUUUAACCGAUUUCGAAAUUGGGUUUUAAAGUAGUCAAAAUGUCCUGGUGUUUGCAAGUUUACACAUAGAAUACAAAGUCAUGUAAGAUAACUGUUUUAUGUCGAUCAUUAGAAAUGUCCCAAUUCAGCCUUAGGUGGCAAUGACCUUUUGAUAAACUACUCGUUUACGUAACGCUACUAAGUGUUAGAUAUAAGCCCGCAAUGAUGAUGAUGAGAUAUAAGCUGUCCUCAUUUUCCUGGGUAAAGAUUGUACACAGUUAAUAGAAUUUUUAUCAAGCAUUACUACUUUUUAAAGGUAAACACACGUACCUUUUCGACAGCGAUCAGUCCAUCUUGCUCACGGAGUGACCUAGUUCUCGCGAGAGUUACGAGAACUAGGCUGAGACUAGCUUGUAAUUUUGCCUUCUAGCAGCCAUUUUUCAGCGGCCUUGGUUCCAGAUGAUUUUGUAACGUUUGAGCUCUAGGUGCUUUACUUCUAUGUUACUCUUUGUUUAUAUGAUGGUUUAUAAACCUCAUGUAGAAUUUAAAAAAAAUACAUAAUUACAUUAGUUUUCUGACAGCAUCUAAAUUUUAGUCAUUCUCUUUAGUGCUCUUGAUGUAUUAUACUAUCGUCAUACAGG
This is a messenger RNA of Branchiostoma floridae (Florida lancelet), 2571 nucleotides long. RefSeq lists its product as uncharacterized. Gene Ontology annotation, molecular function: acyltransferase activity, transferring groups other than amino-acyl groups. The coding region runs from base 964 to 1980 and encodes 338 amino acids. The transcript has a single exon. Lineage: Eukaryota; Metazoa; Chordata; Leptocardii; Amphioxiformes; Branchiostomatidae. The record is from RefSeq and is a predicted model, not a curated record.